AUGAAAUCCGAACUACCAAUAUUACAGCCGGAAAAUAUAAAAUCAUGCAGUAGAUGCAGAAUAAAAAGAGUUAAAUGUGAUAUGACUCUCCCAGCAUGUGACAGAUGUAAGAAAAAAGGUGAGAUUUGCGACAUCUGUGAUAUGGUUUCGUACGGAUUCUCGACAGUACGAAACUUACAGGAAAUGCUUGAUGAUAUGCAGAAAAAGUUGACCGAACUAAACACUGAAGAUAGAAGAAAUGAUGACGAAAAUAAAGAUGCACGGCAUUCUACCUUCAACAAAGAUGUGGAAGAGCAUUUAGCGGUUGAAGUAGGGACACUUACAGCAACAAACAGUGACUAUAUUGGAACUGCGAGUGGUGUGGCUUUUUCAAAGAUUUUCCUCAGGCAAAUUAAUGUUUUUAAUUUGAUGCACCAAGAUAAAAACUUGAAUAAUCUUGACAAAUUAAAUCCGAACAUAUCUAAUUUGAAAGUAGAUAGCAUACCUGUGGUUUCUUUACCGAGAAAAGAGGUAACAAAAUAUCUCUAUCACAUUUAUAUAGAGCAUGUCCAAAUCUUUUAUCUGAUUGUGGAUGUCAAUCAUAUUGCAAACUCGAUUGAAAAAUUAUACCACCGAUUAGGGCAAGUAUCUGUGGAUGAUAGAUAUAUUAUAUUCAUGAUGCUUUCAAUUUCUUCUGGACUUGCUGCAGAAAAACAGCAGUAUAUUGAGAUGCACGAUGUCAACACUUCAAAAGAAUAUUUUCUAAUGGCCUUCAAAUAUUUUGAUGAUAUGAUAUCCACAGUCAAUCAUCGAACGAUAAGAAAUGUAUUAUUAUUGAUAGUAUGGUGUCUAUGUCUCAAAAAUCAGGAUGAAAAUGAAAACCUCUGGAUUCUGACACGCCACGCUACAUCUUUGUGCAUUCAACUUGGACUUCACAGGAAUAACCCAAUUUGGAGGUUGGACUCGUUAGAGUUGGAAAUGCGAAACAGAUUAUGGUGGACAUGCUUCAUUCUAGAGAGACAGGUCGCUCUUCAAACAGGAAGAACUUUGAGUAUACGAAACCAUGCUAUAGAUGCAGAGCUUCCAAGGUUUACCGAAGCGUUCGAUAAGAUUAAUCCUAAUUUUGGUUUAAGUUGUCCGUCUUACGAAAAUCUAUGUUUUCAGCCUAUGUACCUCUUAGCGAAGGUUCGUACCAUAGCUGGAGACAUUCUUGAAAGUGUUUAUAUUGCUCGUGGAAAAAAUAAGACAUUGGCAGUAGAAAGUGUCUACAAAUCUGCUAGUCGGCUCAGGGAAGAACUAGAUCUAUGGUUAGAAUCAGUAAUGGAUCUUUAUAUCGGACAAAACGACUGGGUUUAUGGAACUUUGAAAUUGAACUAUAAUAUUUACUCUUUGGUUUUGUCGAGACCUUCGCCUUCGUUUCCCAAUAUAUCAAUAUCGUCGUCUAAAGUUUGUUUGAAUGAUUCAAAAUCAUUCAUUGAUGUUGUUUUUGAGCAAAUAAAUUCUAACCUUUUAAUGGAUUUCUGGUUCAUAUCUGCAAACAUUCUUACAGUUGCAAUAACAUUUUUAUUUGCAUCUUGGAUAUUAGAUGCUGAGUUUGGAGCCACAAAAGACUAUAUUGAAAAAAUUCAAUAUAUAGUCAAAUACCUUACAAAAUAUUCCACUUCCGAACUGCUCAAUGUUGCAAUUUUCAAUGCUGCAGCCGUGUACACCUUAGAGCAUCUCACCGACUCUGAAAACAUGAAUGUAUUAAUUCAAGAUGCAUUACCUAUAGAUGAGACAUUCAGUAUAGAUGAUGAUGAGCAAAGAAAGCAAUUUAUUUUGGAUUAUCUUCUAAACAUUGUAGACGCAGGUCCGUUCUACUUAGUUCAAAAUAAAGACUAA
Pichia membranifaciens NRRL Y-2026 is the source of this 1860-nucleotide messenger RNA. RefSeq lists its product as hypothetical. Gene Ontology annotation, biological process: positive regulation of transcription by RNA polymerase II; DNA-templated transcription. Gene Ontology annotation, molecular function: DNA-binding transcription factor activity, RNA polymerase II-specific; sequence-specific DNA binding; zinc ion binding. The record is from RefSeq and is a predicted model, not a curated record. The transcript has a single exon. NCBI's taxonomy places the organism in Eukaryota, Fungi, Ascomycota, Pichiomycetes, Pichiales, Pichiaceae. Bases 1 to 1860 code for a protein of 619 amino acids.